UGCAAAGCAAUUGUCACAAGAGACUCUCUCUCUCUCUCUCUCUCUCAUAUUUUUUGCUCUUUCAAAAAGGAAGAAGAAAAAAUCUCAAAUAAAUCUGUCUAGGGUUUCUCGAUCUCCUAUUUCUCUUCAACAACAAUGGACGCCAUAGAUUCCGUCGUCGAUCCUCUCAGAGAAUUCGCUAAAGAUAGCGUCCGACUCGUCAAACGCUGCCACAAACCCGAUCAAAAAGAAUUCACGAAGGUGGCGACUCGUACUGCAAUCGGAUUCGUGGUUAUGGGAUUUGUUGGGUUUUUCGUGAAGUUGAUUUUUAUCCCAAUUAAUAACAUCAUCGUUGGUGCUUCUUAGGUGGUAUGGAUCAUCAAGAGGCAGUCUGAUAAAAAACUUAUCUUUAAUGAGGAAGCUUAGCUUUUAGCUUGCUUAAUUUUCUUUUUGAUUUGUUUGCAAUGCUCCACAAACAAGGAAAUUACCAAUAUCAAAACUUUUUAUGAUUCUUUUAGGCUCUGCAUCUGUUUGUUUGUGAUAUUCCACAAACAAGGAAAUUAUCGAUAUCAAAACUCUUUAUGAUUCUUUUAA
Molecule: messenger RNA, 573 nt
Organism: Populus trichocarpa (black cottonwood)
Lineage: Eukaryota; Viridiplantae; Streptophyta; Magnoliopsida; Malpighiales; Salicaceae
Product: protein transport protein Sec61 subunit gamma-1
Exons: 3
Coding region: 136-345 (69 amino acids)
Biological process (GO): protein targeting; post-translational protein targeting to membrane, translocation
Cellular component (GO): Ssh1 translocon complex; membrane
Molecular function (GO): transmembrane protein transporter activity
Source: RefSeq, a predicted model, not a curated record